This is a messenger RNA of Juglans regia (Persian walnut), 1910 nucleotides long. RefSeq lists its product as uncharacterized. The transcript is spliced from 7 exons. Gene Ontology annotation, biological process: positive regulation of DNA-templated transcription. Gene Ontology annotation, cellular component: nucleus. The record is from RefSeq and is a predicted model, not a curated record. Lineage: Eukaryota; Viridiplantae; Streptophyta; Magnoliopsida; Fagales; Juglandaceae. The coding region runs from base 803 to 1555 and encodes 250 amino acids. Gene Ontology annotation, molecular function: transcription coactivator activity.
CGAACCGAGGGAAGAGAUCCCUUCCUGCGGGCAAAAUAUUGGAGACAAGAAGACAACCAAAUGGGCAACGUGCAACCUAUCAAGAAGUACGGUGAUUCGCAUGUUGUAGAGAGCCUAGUAGAUGCGGGACAACACAGAUAGAAGAAGGAAGGUUCACCCGACACCAGGCAAGGAAAGGAUGUGUUGACUGUACAAAGGUAAGCAGUAGGCGAGGACAAGCUUGAUAAAGAGAUGGGAGCUCUCUGAUAAGGUGCUCAAAGGGCAACAUGUGUCAUACCUAAGGCCCAUGCUCUAUCAGAGACGUCAUAUCUGGAGUAAGCCUGGGGGAAGACAGACUACAGACGUGCAGGCCAUCUCGUCUAAUCUCAGAGGUAUGGCCUAGCGCCAUGUGGGGGACCUGUACUAGGGGAAGAAUUGUGGGAUUGGACCCAAGGCAAGCUGUAGGAAUGUGUACGCCUUGUCCCAUUAGUCAUUCGGUCUCUAUGAUUCUUCAAGUUUAGAGGACAAAUGAACAGUUGGAAUCGAAGGUCUCUCAUUCAAGCAUAUCAGGAGUCAGAAGAACGUCAGGACUAUGACUGACACUCCUGCUGUAUAAAAGGCAUUGGGCAAGAUUUGACUCCUCACUUUUGAGAUCGUAAAGUGUUUCACUCUCUUCUAUUCGAAACCUUCAAGGAAGCAAGGAGCUCAGGAGCAUCACCACUAAGGAAUCGGCACCAACACGGCUACUAGUAAUAUUGUUCAAGUAGGCCGCCUUUGGAUUCAUGCUGCAAGUAAGGUGCCAGAUGAGGCCACGAUCAAAGCAAUGGAGGACUUCUACAGGGAAAUUUAUGCAGUGAAUGGAAUUACUGAUCUCAAGUUUCCAGAAUAUUAUCCUGUUUCAAGACUACUAGGGUGUGUUGAAGUGGUUGGCUGUGUUAGAGGUGAAGAACUAGCACACUGGAACAUUGUACCUGAAGGGGUGAGGCUGGAAGGACUGACUGACUUUUGUUGGCUCUGUGAACAGCCACAGAAACUGUUAAUUCCUUUUGAGAUGCGAGGGUACCAACGCGUUUAUAAUCUGGAAAAAAAGACAUACGAGGCUGCUAUUAGAGGUCUUGUUUCAGUUGAUGGCCCACUGCCUGUGAAAUUUCCGCUUCCAAAUCUACGAGAUCCAUUUUCCUUGAAGCCAGGUUCUGUCUCUACACAGUUCCCUGGAUCUCAAGCAUCUGAUGUGAAAGAAUCAUCAAGCCUUGGUGCCGCAAUAGCUGGUGCACGAGCAGCAGCCACUCAGUUCACUAAAAAGGAUGAAAAUCUCCCUAUUGUGACCCAGAAUAGUAAACCUAAUGCAGCAAAGGCUGGUCCAAUAAAGAGCAAAUCUUUGAGAGUGGAUUCAAUGACAUACACUAAUAUUCGUGAUAACAAAAGAUCUUUGCCGUCAAAUAACGAAGAGAAAAGUACUGACAAUAAGUAUGAGGGAAGUAGUAGCUGUAAUCAACCUCCUGCUAGUUUGGAACGGCAUCCUGGGGCACCUUCUAAGAUUUUCGCUGCAGCCUUGAGGGGACUCAAGCCAUCAUGAAUUUCUGGAAUUAUGGGGGAAGGAAUAUAUCUGUCCCUGCUGUUACAAAUUGCUUGUGGAGUCUGGCUCUUUAUAACUGGUCAUAGCUUGAAGAGUUGGGCGUUCUUUUCCUUGUGUUUUCUCAUAAAUAUUCUACGUAUAGAUAAAUACAUUUAUGUAUAUAGGGGUAUUUGUAGUACUCGGUUUAUUGUUCAUUUUCCUUUGUUUAUAUCCCUGGCUAUCAGAAUUUGAUGUUUUUUUUUUUUUUUUUUUUUUAAAGCUAUUAGAGUUUGAUAUGCUGUAACUUUUGAUGGUUAAACUCUCAGUUUUCUCUCUCUUUCGCUAAUGAUCGGCGCAUGGAGGGCUUUCAUUGGCA